AUGGGCGAUCAGGCACAACAGAAUUUCUUGGCUUUGUUAGCUGCUCAAGCAGCUACACAAAGCAAUAUGCCCAUGGGUUUACUUUUUCCAAAUCUGAAUUUUGGUGUGACAAAUACAGUUGAUAUGAUGUUUUGGAAUAUGGCACAGUUGUCACAACCAGGAUUACUAUUGCAACAACAGCAACAACCGCAAGAAUCUUUUGAAGAAGUGUUAAGGAGAAUGGCUACUGCAAAUGCAAGAUCAGCUAAUAUCGUUACCGGUAGACAACAAACGAAUCGCGAAACUGAUAAUACAGAUAACAACGAAUCGACACUACGACCAACCGGCCAUUUUGUUCCCGAUGUAGCUUCCACUUCUUCUGCGAAUAUCGGCAUACUGACUUCUUCCUUUCCAGAUUCGCCAACAAAAGGUUUGGAACCGGGUGAAAUACCGAAGCGGAGAGAUAGCAAUAGAACAAGAAAUGGUAUGUCUUCGCAACUAUCACCUUCGUCAUCAUCAUCAUCGUCAUCAACUGGCGGCGUAUCUUUGAAUUCAAAUCUUUUAGAGGCAUCAGCACGCUGCUAUGCUGCAUUUGCAACAGCUUCUCAACAGCAGCAGCAGCAGCAAAGUGAACUUAUUGCUGCCGUGUUACAAAGUGCUGUUAAUUAUGAAAAGGCAAGAGCUCGAGCUGCAAAUACCAGCACUGUCACUACCGCUUCUCCCAGUGGUAGUGGUAGUGGUACUCAUAUUAUAUGCCGAAAAGAGGAAAGCCAUCGACCGUGUGUAAUAUCUGCAAAAGUUUCCCACGAAUCAAUGCUGACAUCAUCAUCAUCAUCAGCUAGAUUUACUGAUUCACCCUUGGAUUUAUCAUUUCACAAAUCAAGAAACGGUGCAACAGGAGAGCAUAAUCGUAUUCUUAAUGAACAUACUAGCAGCGCGGAUUCUGAUAGCUCAAGAAAGCGUACACAAGCCGAUGCGGCUUUAAUACGAAUACCACUGAAAUCUGGCUGGCGACGUCAGACCUGUAUUCGAACAAUAAGUGCCAGCGGGGUUCGAGGUGAUGUUAUUUACUAUGCGCCAUGUGGUAAAAAACUUGGUUCAUAUGCUGAAGUAACGCGGUACCUCACAAAAAAGAAUAUCAAAGAUAUUGGAAGGGAAAAUUUUAGCUUUAGUUGUAAAGUUAUUGUUGGCGAGUACAUUCUAUUCAAAGAUGAUGAAGAUGGUUCAAAGGUUCCCGAUAGGGUAUCGGAAGAAAGAAUUUUGGCUGAAAUUGCUAACUGUUCUGCUACUAAUACUGUUCGUAGAACAUCUGGUACCCAUGUAAAAGCAACCCUUUCUUCAGGAACAAUUGAUCCUUCUGGAACAGUUGCCCUGUCAGCUGAUAAGAAUUUACCGAAAUUAACUGACGAUAAUGCACUGAAGCAGUUGCAUCGGCAAUUCUUGCGGCGUCAAGGAGAACAACAAAUGUAUGCGCAACUAUUGCUUACCUUUGGUCAGCACGUUCAACAACAACGUCAAUUCCAUCAUCAACAGCAACAACAACAAAAACAACAGCCUUCGGUUAUUACAGUGGAAGGAAAAUCAACAGUUGAAGUGGAACCUCAAAUUAAGAAACCUAAAUUAGACCGGUCUGAAUCAACAACAUCACGGCACGCAGCAUCUUCACUGAUAUCAGUUACAACUCCCGUUACUGCUACUGCUAUUGCUAAUAAUGUUUCUUCUCAUAUUAUUAUCCCUACCACCACUUCUACUGUUGCGGCCUGCACUGCUCCAACUGUGGAAGCAAAACUGCCAAAGGUAGAACUGAGUGAAGAAGAAAAACAAGAAGAACGUCUAAAAGCUCUUCGAUUACCGACAGAUGAUCUUUUGAUCGAGGAAGCACGGAAACUGCCUACACUUGAUUCUAUCGAAAAUCUUACUAUUAGUGCGCAGGCAUUUGCUAAUGUUUUGAUGGUUGAUGAAUUUGUACGUAAUUUCGGUCAUGUUUUAAAAAUUGAUCUAAACGCAAUACCGACGCUAAACGAGUUCCUGGCAGGUCUACAAAAUCAUCCAAAUCAUCUCAAAAGUUUCCUGUUACUUACUAAAAUUUUACUGCAAUUGGUUCUCGAAUAUCCUGGGCUGCCAUCAGGAAUUGCUGGGCGAACUCCUCUCGGACAAGCACUUAAAGAUGUAGGUGUCCAUCGAGAGAAUUAUUCAGAACUGCUGAAGAUGUUUCUUUUGUCGCGUGAUGAAGAAGGGAAAAAGCUUGGUGCCAAACUGGAGUGUUGUUCGUUCGAAUGUUUAGAUCCAGAAUCAAAAGCUGCGAUCUUAGCUUUUCUGUGCAAUGAACUGCUGUACUGCCGAAAUGUUGUUCGUGAUAUUGAAUCAAAUAUGGAAGAAAUGACACGGUUAAAAGGUGAAAAAUGGCUACGUGAAGGUAAAUCACGUGCUUUGCGAGCAGUGCAGACACGAAAGCGAGCGGCACUAAGACGAUUGAGACAUGAUAUCAAGGAUGAUGAUGCCUCAUCUAGCCGAGCCGGUACUCCUGGUUCGGAGCGUUCUGAUGUUUCUGAGGAAGUGGAACCGGCAUUGCAACCGUCGCGACUGAAAGCGCUCACACCAGGACUUGGCCAGUGCGAUGUCUUAACUGAAGAAGAAGAGGCAAUGACCGUUGAUGAAUUGGAUGAGUAUAUCGGAAAGCUCAAUAAUGAAGCGGAAGAGUUACGUGAAAGGCACAAUACACUGAUCAAUCGUGUACGCAUUCAACCUAUUGGACAGGAUCGUUUUCAUCGUUUUUACUGGGUGUUACCACGUCUUGGUGUUCCUCUGGUAGAAAGCAUUGCUUCAUCUGGUCUCCAUAAUCCAGCGGUUAACGUAGAUAUUACUUGCCGGCAGGAUCCACCAUCCAUUACUGAGGAUCCGCAAAAUUUCGUCGAUCCAGAUGUCAUUGCUUGUUUGGAAGAUAUCUUGGACUCUUUAUGUGGCAAUGAAGAACGCCCAGACAGAGGGAAAAAGGUACGUUUGCGCAGACUGGAUAACAAAUGCAAACGUGGUUGGUGGAUGAUAUCAAAUGGGAAACUGAUGGAGCAACUACGAGGUGCGUUUCACGGUCGAGGUAUACGCGAACGGGUUUUACAUCGUUUGCUUAUUAAAGACAAUUUCACCUUCAACCCAAGUACUCAGUUAAAGCUGGAGCGUGUUAGUCGUCCAUUGACAAACAGCGAAAUCAACAAAGCAAUGAUAGUAAGACUCGCUGCCCUUAUCUCAUCGUUUGAACAGAAAGUUGUGGCCGCUAAUGUCCAUUGUCGACCAAUGUUUCCAACUGGAGAUAAUCGCGAUGAUGAUACAGAGAGUGAAGAUAGUUUGGAUGCUUGGACUUUGGAUGAUGGUUAUAUAUUGACUGAUGAAGCAGAAGUUAAUGAAGGAUGUCCACUGUAUGAAUGGGAUGAUUUCAAGGCGCUAAAAGAGCGGCUUUUAGAAGUCGAGAAAAGUAUUGAGCGUCGGUAUUUGCUUCAUCGCUAUUAUGCAGGGAUUAUGGCAUUUAAUUUCAGUUCUACGAUACCAGCUGAGAAGAUUCUGCGCACUCAACAACAGAAUAAUCAAAAUGGUAACAGUGCAGAUGCAAGUAGCAUUGUGGAUGUUAAUGAAGUCCAGUCGGAAGCUAGUGAUUCAACUAACUCUAAUUGUCCGUUUGGUGGCGCUGCUAUUACGGUUGAUGAAAGUGGUAAUACCGAACUUUUGCAGCGUUGGCGUGAUUACGUUCAGGAGGCUAAAACUGGCGGACAAAUUAUGUUCGCGUUGCAGGCAUUGGACUCAGCUAUUGCAUGGGAAAAAUCGAUAAUGAAAGCAAGUUGUCAGAUUUGUCGAACAAGUGAAAAUGAAAGCCAACUGUUACUUUGUGAUGCUUGUGACAUGGGUUAUCACAUGUAUUGCUUCCGUCCACGAAUAGCUACAGUUCCAGAUGGUGAGUGGUACUGCCCAUUAUGUGUUCAGCGAGCCUGUCGUAAAGUGCUUUGUCUUCUUUGUGCCAAAUGGAAUCGCCCAAAUUCGCAACCUCUGGAACCGAUUAUUGUAUGUUCAAAAUGUUACAAUGGUUAUCAUGCAUCCUGUUUUGAUCGUUCACCAACACUUAAUGAUCCCAAACAAUGGACAUGUCCAGGGUGCCUCAAUGCUGAUGGUUUCUCAACAGAGCUCGCAAAUUCUCUUCUAAAUGGUGAUGUAGAAAUAGCACUUGCUCAGCAGGAAGGUCAGGAAAAGCAAACUAGUUGCGUACAGGAAGAUGCAAGCGGACGUCAGGAACCUCCACGACAUAGGCGACGAAUGACACCGGCAGACUACGAUUUCCCUUUAGAUAUGAUGAAAAACCUUUUCAAUACGAUGCUGGACGAGCUAUGGGCGAAACCUGAAUCAGGACCGUUUCAAUAUCCUGUUGAUACUAAAGAAGUACCAUUCUAUAAAAAAGUUAUCAAAAGACCGAUGGAUUUGAAUCAAAUGCGGAUGAAUGUUGAAAAUAAUAAAUACAUGACGCAGGAGAGUUUUAUCGAAGACUUAGAGCAAAUUUUUGAAAAUUGUCGAACUUUUAACGAGGAUGAGUCACUGAUUGGUCAAUCUGGAUUAACACUACAUAAAUUCUAUCUAAAACGAUGGAAACAACUGCGAUAUAAUUACUCGAAACGUUUGAAACGUUUGAAAAAUCCACGUCUGGUGCACUCGACAACAUUGUUACCAUCGUCGUCACCAGCAACACAUCAGCAAGAGUAG
Messenger RNA from Acanthocheilonema viteae, 4719 nucleotides. NCBI's taxonomy places the organism in Eukaryota, Metazoa, Nematoda, Chromadorea, Rhabditida, Onchocercidae. The record is from the annotation of a GenBank genome assembly.